Molecule: messenger RNA, 2760 nt
Organism: Apus apus (common swift)
Lineage: Eukaryota; Metazoa; Chordata; Aves; Apodiformes; Apodidae
Gene: ABRAXAS1
Product: abraxas 1, BRCA1 A complex subunit
Exons: 8
Coding region: 1180-2070 (296 amino acids)
Biological process (GO): protein K63-linked deubiquitination; mitotic spindle assembly; attachment of spindle microtubules to kinetochore
Cellular component (GO): nucleus
Molecular function (GO): microtubule binding; polyubiquitin modification-dependent protein binding
Source: RefSeq, a predicted model, not a curated record
UACUGUACAAAAUGUAAUAAUUUAACAGAAAUAAUACUAUUAAUACUUAUUUCCUUGAAUAGAUCCGCCUUGCUAAGUAUCUUGCCACAUGAAAUGUAAUUCAGGGUUGCUUCUUUGCCUUGGCCACAUCACAGACUCCCUUGGACUACUGUUGCCCUGGAAAAACUCAGCCUAUUUCACAGAUCUGAACUGUAAUGUCUUAACAUCUGUUAUCUAUUUUGGAGCUUACAAAAUACUGUGUAUGAAGGGUGCAGACUACUUACAUAUUUCAUUGAGCAGAUGCCAGAUGUAUUUUUCUUUAAAUGGAGUGGAUUUACAUUUUAUGCCAGCCGUUAACAAAAACGUACAUGCACAAACAUUUAGCUCCAUUCCUUGAAAAUGCAGUUAUACAAGAAGAAAGAGAACAAGGUCAUAUAGUAUGUACCUUCUUUCCCAUCUUCUUGAAAAUGUGGUGGAGAGAAAUUGCAUCCCAUUUUCGGGUUUUACUCUGAGAUACAAUUAAGGUAUAACACUUUCCUCCACUGAGUCUCACAGCUGAACCAAAACUGAGGGGAAUUUUUUGUGGUGGCAUUGAUCAAGGUAACCAGAGUCUCAUAAUCACCUUCUCAUAGGCAGAGUAAGUUGCUCCAAAGUUUGAGAGGUGUUUUUUUUCAGUUCUGAAAAUGAAAGGACUGGAGAAUUUUUCACUUGACAAAACAAAAAAAUGCAUAAAAAAUAAUUAAUGUAAGUGGUUCCCUUUACAUUUUAAAAAUUAACUAGAGUAUUUAAAAAAUAUUUCUUAAGCUUCUUUAUUUAGAUGUUAAUGCAUUUGUUUUAAGAUAUUAUAUAGAAUUCUUUCUUGGUUCUUCUACCAGUUACAUUAGCAUGCAGAAGAAUAUACAUCUUGAACUAAUGAACCCAGAGUAAUACUGCCUUCUCUUUCCAGAUAUACAGAAGCAUAUUCCAUGCUACCAGUUGUUCAGGUGGGCUGUUUUUCUCAUCUCUAGGGUUGCAGUUUCCUGCUGAUAGUAAUAGCUUAAUUAUCUUCUGGAUUGAACCGUCUCUGGGGCCUCCUUUUACUUGACUAGCUUUUAUAACUCUGCAGGAGAACUGAAUGAACCUGCCCUGAAGAAAAUACUCUCAGGCUGUAAAAAGAGUGUAAUAGGAUGGUACAAAUUCAGACGUAACACAGACCAGACCAUGACCUUCCGGGAAAGACUUCUUCAUAAGAAUUUACAGUCACACCUGUCGAACCAGGGACUUGUGUUCCUUUUAUUAACAUCUAGUGUGAUGACAGAAAGUUGUUCUACUUACAGACUGGAACAUGCCUUACAUCGGCCACAAGAAGGUCUCUUCCAGAAAGUUCCUUUGGUGGUUACCAACUUGGGUAUGGCAGAACAGCAAGGUUACAGAACAGUGUCUGGUUCCUGUGUAUCUUCUGGUUUUGUGAGAGCAGUACAACAACACAGGUCAGAAUUCUUCUAUGAAGAUGGAUCCUUACAGGAGGUUCAUAAGAUAAAUGAGAUGUAUGCCACCUUGCAGGAGGAACUGAAGAAAAUAUGCUCUACAGUAGAAGUCACGGAACGAUCUGUAGAGCAGCUCUUAGCAGAGGUGAGCCAAUUAAAAGAAGAAAUAAAGAGGAAAAAGCAACCAAGUUCUUCAGGAGAAGACAGGGAUUACCCAGGACAGCCAAAGGAGAAUAUUCUCCUUUGCCAGGCUCUGCAAACAUUCUUCCCCAAUUCUGGACUUCAGACAUGUAUUGUUUCCUUUGAAGGCCAACAGAUAUCCAAGAACUGCUGUCACACUGACCAUAAUAUUAAUGUCAUGGACAAACUGACUCUCAUGGUAGAGGAAAGAGACUUAACUGAAGCUGAAACAAGACACCUAACCAAGCGUAAAGUCAGAGGGACCACAACAGGAUCAAAGUCAUUCAAGAAAUCCAGAUCGCUGCAGCUUCACCAAAAAUCACUUCAAGACCAAGAGGACAGUGACCAGGAAAGGAAACUUACACUGAGUAGCACUGAAACAGAUGAGGAUGUGUUUGAAAAAAAUAGAGACACAAAUGAAUACCCACACUCUCCUACUUUCUGAUCUAUUAGUGAUUGGUCCAAAUGUCUUUGCACCAAAAGCUACUGUCAGCAUAUUCAAAUGACGUAUCGCUUUAUAGCACUGCAGGGAUGAAAUUUAACACGGUGUGUUUUUACAAAAUAUACAUGGUUGGUUUUGGUUUUUUUUCUCUCCAGUGCAUUAAUCCUGUUUGGCAGAGACAAGUCCAGAUAACAUUCCCUCAUUUUGCCUUCCAGAGUUAGAUCUGUAUUCUCUCAGGUUUUAAAGACUAUGCAGAGUAAUAGUACUUUAAGCUGCUGUUAAAGAAGCAGUACUACUCUUCCCUCAGCAGAAGCUGAGGCAAUGAGCAUCAAAUGAACCCAGGUAACAUGUUUAACAGAAUUAUAUGUCUACAUAAAUUGUCACAAUUUAAAUACUUUAUCCUUAGGUAUCCAGUACUUGUUUAUUUCCCCUGCCCCCCACACACCCCACCCUUCCAAUCCAGCAAGGGAAAAAACAGCCACCUGGACUUUGGCAAGACCUGUGAGCAGAGGACGUGGUCCAUACAGCUGCCAAGUUCUAUUACCGCUUUCCUCUUUCAUUCUCCCUUUCAAACAAUACAUUUUAGAGACUUGACAGUUCAUAGAAAAGCAACUGACAUUCACCCUUCCAUUACCGAUGCAUUAUUCUAACUAGCCACAUUUCCAGUAAACAAGUAUGUACACACGAGAAGUA